Molecule: messenger RNA, 3621 nt
Organism: Myripristis murdjan (pinecone soldierfish)
Lineage: Eukaryota; Metazoa; Chordata; Actinopteri; Holocentriformes; Holocentridae
Gene: pacsin2
Product: protein kinase C and casein kinase substrate in neurons 2
Exons: 12
Coding region: 169-1689 (506 amino acids)
Biological process (GO): regulation of endocytosis; cytoskeleton organization; plasma membrane tubulation
Cellular component (GO): plasma membrane; cytoplasm; endosome
Molecular function (GO): phospholipid binding; protein binding
Source: RefSeq, a predicted model, not a curated record
UUGACAAUAGUGUCAGUCAUUCGAUCGAUGGUGAGCAGGAAAAAAACGGGGAAAAGAGGAGUAAAUUAUCACGGCACAGUUAAUUAAUUCUUCGGUUGAAUAUUGAUUCUCAGGAGGAGUAAAGGUGUUCCAGGCCCUACACACUGAGGGUAACAUAGGGCAGCAGCGAUGUCGGGCUCCUACGAUGAUUCCAUGAUCGAUGUCUCCAGUGAUAGCUUCUGGGAGGUUGGGAAUUACAAGCGUGCAGUGAAACGGGUAGAUGAUGGCAAUCGUCUGUGUAACGACCUGAUGACUUGUCUGCAUGAGCGGGCUCGUAUUGAGAAGUCCUAUGCACAGCAGCUCACGGAGUGGGCCAAGCGCUGGCGGCAGCUCAUAGAGAAAGGCCCACAGUAUGGUACAUUGGAGCGGGCAUGGGGUGCCCUGUGCACAGAGGCGGAAAAAGUGAGCGAACUGCACCUGGAGGUAAAGGCAGCACUGAUGGGAGAGGACUAUGAGAAGGUGAAGAACUGGCAGAGAGAUGCCUUCCACAAACAGAUGAUUGGUGGUUACAAAGAGACCAAGGAGGCAGAGGAUGGCUUCCGCAAGGCUCAGAAGCCCUGGGCCAAGAAACUCAAAGAGGUGGAGACGAUGAAGAAGGCAUACCACUCAGCCUGCAAGGAAGAGAAGCUGGCGACCAGCAGGGAGAACAACAGCAAGCUGGAGAGCAACAAUAACCCUGAGGCCCAAAAGAAGCUCCAGGACAAGGUGGAGAAGUGUCAGCAGGAGGUGCAGAAGACUAAGGAGAAGUAUGAGAAAUCCCUGGAGGAGCUAGACAAGCUGACCCCUCAGUAUAUGGAGAACAUGGAACAGGUGUUUGAGCAGUGGCAGCAGUUUGAAGGCAAACGCAUUCGCUUCUUCAGAGAGCUGCUGCUGGAGGUUAAACAGCACCUUGACCUCUCAACCAAUCACAGAUUCCAGACAAUCUACCACACGCUGGAAGACACCAUCUCUGCUGCUGAUGCUGAAGAGGACCUAAAGUGGUUCCGGUCCAGCCAUGGCCCCGGCAUGCCAAUGAACUGGCCCCAGUUUGAGAAUGUGGACUGGUCCCAUCCUCACACCAAUAAGAGAAGGUCCAUUGUAGACUGGUCCAUAGACCUGAACCGGACACUGAGCAGACGUGAGAAGAAGAAGCCGUCAGAUGGCGUCACACUGACGGGCAUCAGUCAGACUGGGUCAGAUCAGCCUGUCCAGCCUGCCAAGACCAGCAGCAGCCUGACCGUGCCCACUAAAACAGCACCGGUGGGCUUGAACCCCUUUGAAGAGGAUGAUGAUGAGGAGGAGGAGGAAGAGGAGGUGACAGUGGAGGAGCAGACCACAGUCAACCACAUCAGUGUGAAUAAAGAGGAAAUAAAAACUGCCAGCAGUACGGAGAAGACUCCAGAUUGGUCAGACGAAGACACAGGCGCUAACCCUUUCUCCACCAACGGUGAUGGGAAUCCAUUUGAAGACGAGCCAGCAUCUCCUGCGAUAUCUGUGCCCGUCCGAGCCCUAUAUGACUAUGAAGGACAGGAGCAGGAUGAGCUGAGCUUCAAAGCAGGGGAUGAGUUUACCAAGAUAGGCGAAGAAGAUGACCAGGGCUGGUGUAAAGGCCGACUCAAGGAUGGACACGUGGGCCUCUACCCUGCUAACUAUGUAGAAGACAUCCAGUAAUAAAUUUGCCAAAUUGAAGUAGGGUGUUGAGAAGUGAUUAUGCAGCUGGAAGGAGGGAAGGCUUGGCCUUAUUUUUAACCCUUUUCUGUCUGUGCCCCCCUGGAAGACUGGACUUGGUUGGGAGAAGCACAGAUAAGUGGGGUUGCAGAUUACAAAUGGACCACUUCAGGUGUUGUUGCUUGCCCUCUGCUGGUUGCCCUCCUAGAAACUAAGUACAGAAGUGGAAAUUAACCACAGCCAGUAUACCCUGAAUACAGAGUUUCCAGCUAAUUUCCAAGUGGGAGAGAUUCACAUUAUUCUCAUAGAGAAAAGAUAGCUGUCACUGUAAGAUGACUGAUGUUACUCAGAGCCACAGAUGUCUUAGAAUCCCAUUUAUGCUGUUACAAAAACAAUAGCUAUUCAAAUAUAUAUUAUGUAAGACUUAAAAUGAAAUCUGUGUGUGAAUUUAUAUAUUCUUUAAAAGAAACACUGGGAUGGCAGCCUGACAAAUCAUCUUGCUAUGUUACGUAAUGCCUGCAGCCUAAAUAUGCAGGACAGUGUGGAUUCAUUUAGGGAGAUGCUCCUCCAUAACCACAACUAGCUAUUAUUUGAGGUAUGAAAUCAGUUCUGACGUUUGCAUUUUCUGCCUGUUCGAAUCCAAUCCCUAAAUGUUUAUUAUUUUAUUAUAUUAAUUCAGGACAAAAAAAAGGCCCUGAUGUUGAGAUUACUGGAAGAUUUAACUUGCCUUUUAAACUAGUAAUUAUUAGAUGGGCAAUUCCUCUCAUAAUUUUUCAUUUUUCAUUCAGUUCUCAGCUGUUUUAGUUGUUAUAUAUUGAGUAAAUGAAAUGAACAGAGCUUUAUCCUAACAUAGUUUUCAUCUGUAUGAUCUGUUCCUCUAGUUAAUGCAAUUGAAUGUACACUUAACUGAUUGUAUUGGCUCACAUAUUGAUUGUUCACUUUUGCUGAUGAUUUAUUCAACACUGAACAAAACCCAGAACAACUGCGCUUAAUCCUUCCACGCAAAUCUCUUCACCCACUGUUGAUUGUAAAUUGUGAUUCUUAUGAGUGUUGUCAGAUUUUUGUUUUACUUAAUGAAUUUUCCUUCAACACUGAAUGUUUUUCACAUAGGUUAUCUCACUUGAAGCUUCACGUUUUCAUUCUCUCACUUGACAUCAAAUGCCGAGUUAUGGGAGAAUAUUUUAGUGUUUCCUUUUUGAAAAUAUGUCACAUGUUAAGCAAUAAAACCACGGCCAAGUAUGCAUUUCACAGGUCUGUGAUAAGGGUGUUUAUUGCAUGUAAAUAGCGUAGAACAUAUUAGAACAAAUAAAGCAUUGAUUUCAGGUGAUAUUAAGUUGGAAAUUGAAGACUGUUAAUUUAUGAUGCCGCAAGUGCUUUUGUUCUACUCUUGAUAGAAUGCUGUGAUCAAGAAUCAGUUUGUACAAUAAUUGAAUGUUAUAUGGCAAAUGUCCCAUGAAUCUAUUAUUUUGUUAUAUUUGUAAAUAUGAUUAUAUUCUCUUUUACAGAGGGCCAUAUUCAUUACUCAAUUAAUCAAAAAGUACUAUCUAACUAAUGGGGAUAAUUUGUUUUUUCUAAAUUUCUCUUAGAAGCUGUGGCAUGAAUGGAUAUGCCUAUUUUCAUAACUUAAAUGCAUUAGCCUUGAUCAUCAACUUUUUUGUUGGCCUGCCUUGUUGGGGAGUUGAAUUUGUGUAAGCUCCAGAUCCCUUCAUUAUUUCAUAUACUGAUGAUGGUCAUUGCAAAUAAGAUGUUACUUCAUGCCUUUAACUGCAGCAGGAGAGAAAGAUGAAUUUAGCUGUCUGUUAUAUUGUGAGGAAGGAGAGGUUUGCCAUGUUUUCAGGGCAUGCUGUCUACAGAACACAGCAACUGCUAUACUUGCACAGUUCAGUUUGUAAAUGUUGUCCCACAACAUAAUAAAUGAAUCUGAUGGAAAAGAAA